AUGAGCGACAAGCCAGUUGAGACACCGGCUGCGGAGGUGAAGGCAGUUGAGGAGCCCACAGCUGCCCCGGUUUCUACGGAGACUAUCAUCAAAGAGACGCCCGAGACGACUGUUGACGCCGCCACCGAAAGUGCAACGGAACCAGUCCCGGCCGUUGAGGCAGCUCCGGCCGUUGUUGAGACAGCGCCGGCUGCUAUCACUGAAGAGGAAAACUCUGUUGAGGUCACACCCGUGGAGGAAGCAAAGCCUGUUGAAGCGACCAAAGCGGUCGAGGAGACCGAGCCUGCAGAAGCUACACCCGCAGAGGAGACAAAGGCCACAGAGGCCGUCCCUGCUGUUGAGGUACCCGCUGCUGCGGCUGCCGGGGCCGAAGCCCCGACCCCGACCCCUGAAGAGCCCAAAAUCACGCCCAUCCAGGCUCUGUGGGCUGCCGCCCAAGAAAACGGCCACCCUGAGAUCUGGGGCGUCACCCUGGCCGACCCCAGCGCCCAUGUGCCCAGCCAGAUCGUCUUCCAAAAGUACCUCAACGCCAACGACGGCAACUUUGACAAGGCCAAGGACCAGCUGCUCAAGACGCUCGAGUGGCGGGCCAAGACCAAGCCGCUCGAGCUGCUGAAGCAGGAGUUUGAUAGUGCCAAGUUUACUAGCCUUGGCUAUGUCACCAGCUACACGGCCGGCGAGACCUACGAUUCCGCCGUGCCCGAGUCCAAGGAGGUCUUCACUUGGAACGUCUACGGCAACGUCAGCAGCAUGGACAAAACAUUUGGCAACCUACAGGAGUUUAUCAACUGGCGUGUCGCCCUGAUGGAGCUCGCUCUGCAGGAACUGUCGCUGUCCACCGCAACCAAGAACAUCACGGCCGAAUACGACCCCUACAAGAUCUUCCAGGUCCACGACUACAAGUCCAUCAGCUUCCUGCGCCAGUCCCCCCUUGUCAAAGCUGCCAGUACCGAGACCAUCAAGGUCUUUGCCACGAGCUAUCCCGAGCUGCUCAAGGAGAAGUUCUUCGUCAACGUACCCGCUAUCAUGGGUUUCGUUUACUCCUUCAUGAAGCUGUUCGUUGCUGCCAAGACCAUCAAGAAGUUCCAUCCGAUGUCCAACGGCUCUGGCCUGGCGAACGAGUUGGGCAGCAGCCAGAUCAAGGACCUGGGCAAGCGUCUGCCCAAUGAGUACGGCGGCAGCGCUGGUGAGCUCAAGACACUGGGCAAGGAGACGGCACUGAAAGCUGCUCCUGCUGCAGAAGAGCUAAAGACGGUAACCAAGAUCGAAGCCAAGGCUCCAGCUGAGGCCAAGGCCGAUCAGGAUAAGCUCAGCGGUGAGCCAGGCGACGGCGUGGCGAGCGUGUUGCGCAGGCUGAAGUGGUGCAGGUUGCCGAUGAAGCCGUUGGUCGCGGUGCUGCUAGAGGCCAGCGAGUAG
This is a messenger RNA of Grosmannia clavigera kw1407, 1416 nucleotides long. Its product is annotated as cral trio domain containing protein. Gene Ontology annotation, cellular component: cortical endoplasmic reticulum; cytosol; plasma membrane. The record is from RefSeq and is a predicted model, not a curated record. NCBI's taxonomy places the organism in Eukaryota, Fungi, Ascomycota, Sordariomycetes, Ophiostomatales, Ophiostomataceae. Gene Ontology annotation, biological process: Golgi to plasma membrane protein transport; regulation of exocytosis. The transcript is spliced from 4 exons. Bases 1 to 1416 code for a protein of 471 amino acids. Gene Ontology annotation, molecular function: phosphatidylinositol transfer activity.